Messenger RNA from Coregonus clupeaformis (lake whitefish), 2358 nucleotides. Its product is annotated as glycine receptor subunit alpha-4-like. Gene Ontology annotation, molecular function: transmembrane signaling receptor activity; glycine binding; chloride channel activity. The transcript has 9 exons. The record is from RefSeq and is a predicted model, not a curated record. NCBI's taxonomy places the organism in Eukaryota, Metazoa, Chordata, Actinopteri, Salmoniformes, Salmonidae. Gene Ontology annotation, biological process: chemical synaptic transmission; signal transduction; chloride transmembrane transport. Gene Ontology annotation, cellular component: neuron projection; plasma membrane; synapse. The coding region runs from base 275 to 1642 and encodes 455 amino acids.
UAUAACACACUCCCGCCAAAAACACACGGUGACUCCAGUUCUGCUCGGACGAGUGAAAAAUAAAAGCCUAUUGUGGAUUUGGGAUUUGUACAGCCCUCUGUACUUAGUGGGAGGGGGAGAAGUUUAUUUUCCCAAAGCCAAGCUCUUUGCAGACUUGCAGAGACGAUGCCUUCCUUUUACCUUGUCUCAAAAGCCGCUCAGUGGAUUUGGUAGUUGCUCAGAUUAUUUUUUGCAAGUUAUUCCAACGGGAGGGACAGAGAGACUGAGCCAGAGAAUGCUCGCACAGCUCAUAAGGAUUCUGUAUGUCUUGUCUUUUUGCUUUUUUCAAGGUGGCUUUAUCAGACUGGGCUCCUGUAAGGAGGAGAUAAAGUCCUCCAGUAGGACAGUCCCCUCCUCGCAGUCGCCGUCUGACUUCCUGGACAAGCUCAUGGGGAAAAGGUCUGGGUAUGACGCCCGCAUCAGACCCAACUUCAAAGGUCCGCCUGUGAAUGUCACCUGUAAUAUUUUCAUCAACAGCUUUGGGUCCAUCACGGAAACGACUAUGGACUACAGGCUCAAUGUGUUCCUACGGCAAAAAUGGAACGAUCCCCGAUUGGCUUACCAGGAGUACCCAGAUAACUCCUUGGACCUGGAUCCCUCCAUGUUGGACGCCAUCUGGAAGCCUGACCUGUUCUUCGCUAAUGAGAAGGGGGCUAACUUCCACGAGGUCACCACCGACAACAAACUGCUGCGGAUCUUCCAAGAUGGGAGUGUACUGUAUAGUAUCAGGCUGACUCUCAUCCUGUCCUGCCCUAUGGACUUGAAGAAUUUCCCCAUGGAUAUUCAGACCUGUACCAUGCAGCUUGAAAGCUUUGGGUAUACCAUGAAUGAUCUAAUCUUCGAGUGGUUGGUCGAGAACCCCGUGCAGGUGGCUGAUGAUCUUACGCUCCCACAGUUCGUGCUGAAAGAUGAGCAGGAUUUGGGCUACUGUACCAAGCACUACAACACAGGUAAAUUCACCUGCAUCGAGGUUAAGUUCCACCUGGAGAGACAGAUGGGCUACUACCUGAUCCAGAUGUACAUCCCUAGCCUGCUCAUCGUCAUCCUGUCCUGGGUCUCCUUCUGGAUCAACAUGGAUGCUGCCCCGGCUAGAGUGGGCCUGGGCAUCACCACCGUGCUCACCAUGACCACCCAGAGCUCUGGGUCCCGGGCCUCUCUACCCAAGGUGUCCUACGUGAAGGCCAUUGACAUCUGGAUGGCCGUGUGCCUGCUGUUCGUGUUCGCCGCGCUGCUCGAGUACGCGGCAGUCAACUUUGUCUCGCGGCAACACAAGGAGUUUAUCAGGCUGAGGAAGAAGCGGCGGCGGCAAAGAAUAGAAGAAGAACUGGUGAGAGACAGCCGUGGGUUUUACUUCCGCGGCUACGGACUGGGUCACUGCCUGCAGACCAAAGACGGAACGGCUGUGGAGGGGGCCACAAUCUUCGCCCCGCCGGUGUCCACCGUAUACGAUGGCGAGGCGGUCCGCAAGCGCUUUGUGGACCGGGCCAAGCGCAUCGACACGAUAUCCCGAGCAGUCUUCCCUCUGAGCUUCCUCUUCUUCAACAUUUUCUACUGGAUUACCUACAAAGUGCUGCGACACGAGGACAUCCAUGCAAAUUUGUAAUACGCUCUCUGCUCUACUCCCCAUGACCUCCCAAAUGUUACAUGCUACAUUUCUGUUAGUUUUUUUUCUUCUUUCAACCGAAACUGCCUAUCAGAUCUACAUUAAAAGUGUUUCAGAGGCGGAUGCUUCGUAACAGAUGCCAUUAAUGCUAAAAACUCUGUGCUCAGGUGCGUCUUCAGGAUCUCAGUGAGAGAGAGAAAGAGACAGAGACAGAGACAGAGACAGAGACAGAGAGAGAGAGAGAGAGAGAGAGAGAGAGAGAGAGAGAAAGUGUGUAUGAAAUGAAAAAGUGAAGAUGUGAAUUUAAACUGGUGGUAGAGUGCUGUUUGUUAUUGCAUUCUCUUUUAUCUUAAUCAUCUUGUUUUGACUGGAUUACAACAGAGACAUAAUAAUGCUAGUCUUUCAACUUCUGCCUGAACUCUGAACUAUGGCUAAAGGCAGAUACCACAAGGGAAUAUUAGUCAUGGCUGGAUGGAUAAUGCUGACUUGAAUUUUACCACUCAACACAUCUUUGAAUGAAUGUAAAAAAUAAAAAAUAAAGAAGAAAAGAGGCUUUUCUACAACUUUACAUUGCCAAACAAAUGGGGUGUGAGGGAGGGAUUGGGGUCUAUUUCUGUAUUUUAAUGAGGUGAUCAUGAUAUGUUGUUUUAGACAAGAGAUUAUAUACAGUGCAUUCGGAAAGUAUUCAGACCCCUUGACUUUUUCCACAUUUUAUU